Molecule: messenger RNA, 1616 nt
Organism: Glycine soja
Lineage: Eukaryota; Viridiplantae; Streptophyta; Magnoliopsida; Fabales; Fabaceae
Product: RNA-binding protein CP31B, chloroplastic-like
Exons: 4
Coding region: 90-1325 (411 amino acids)
Molecular function (GO): zinc ion binding; RNA binding
Source: RefSeq, a predicted model, not a curated record
AUCUACGGCGUCGUUUGUUUCGUCUUCCCCAAAACCCUUUGUUUCGUUUGUGUGUUGAGGGUUUGGAGUGGAGGGAGGUGCAGAGCAGAAUGGUUCUAUCAAACAAGAAACUGAAGCUUAAGCUGAGAGCUGAAUUAGCCCAAAGAAACUCCAACGCCGCCGCCGAACCCCCUUCAUCUUCAUCUUCUACUAAUAAUAACAACUCUCUCAAAACUCUUCUGGACUCUGCCACCCCUAAAGCCAGAUUCUCCAAAAGAGAGAAGCGAAGGAAGCUUCGAUCCGACCAACCUUCACAACAAGCCAACAAGGAAAUUCAAACUGAAACAGAAGCUGAGGGUUCGCCCAAUAAGAAGAGAAAGAGGAAGAAGGUAGAGGGCGAUGACGUGGCAGCAAAUGGAGUUUCCGACACACCAAAGAACAAGAAGAAGAAGCAAAAACAGAAGAAGAACAAGAACAAGAACAAGAAGAAAUCCACAACGGCGGAAGAAAACGAAUCUAAUGGUGGAGGGGAAAUGCCAGAGGCUACAGAGUUAACCAAAACCAAUACAACUACCAGUAAAGACAAUGGUGAUGCUCCUACAAACACGAAAGCUUAUGUUGGAGGAAUUCCCUAUUAUUCAACCGAGGAUGAUAUUCGAAGUUAUUUUGAAAGCUGUGGCACCAUAACUGAAGUUGAUUGCAUGACUUUUCCUGAAACUGGCAAGUUUAGAGGGAUUGCCAUUAUUACUUUCAAGACUGAGGCUGCAGCUAAAAGAGCAUUGGCUCUUGAUGGAGCUGACAUGGGAGGACUCUUUCUUAAAAUCCAACCAUAUAAAGCAACUCGAGCCAAUAAAGCCUCAGAUUUUGCUCCAGAAAUUUUGGAGGGGUACAAUAGGAUAUAUGUUGGAAAUUUGUCGUGGGAUAUAACUGAGGAAGAACUAAGGAAAUUCUUCAAUGGUUGUGAGAUAACAUCGCUACGAUUCGGUAUGGACAAGGAGACAGGAGAGUUUCGAGGGUAUGCCCAUGUGGAUUUCAGUGAUAGUCAGUCACUGAAAACAGCCCUUGCAUUGGACCAAAAUGUUUUGUUUGGGAGACCUGUCAGGAUAAGUUGUGCGGUUCCUUUGAAGAAAAAAACUGGAACUCAUACAAGCUCCACGGUUAAUGGAGCUAAUGGUGAUAAACCAAGUUCCACAGGAAGUGACAGGAUAGAUGGAGCUGAUGGUGAUAAACCAAGUUCCACAGGAAGUGGCAAGAUGAGGAGGAGGACAUGCUAUGAGUGUGGUGAGAAAGGACAUACAUUUGCGGCAUGCCCAAAGAAACAAACAGUUGCUGCAACUACAACCUAAAGUGUGUAGGAAAACUCAAACAGAUCACUGUUCUUGUUUCUUCUAGCAAAUAGUUUGAUUGUAGUUUAUAAAAUACAAUAGUGCUGCAUUCAUAACUGGUCGGAUUUACAGUUUCCUGCUUCCCUUGUUAUUGUUAUCCUUGUUUCCUCUUGAAAUGAAAAUUCUGUCUUUGUUAUAAGCCAAGAAAAGUAGGAGAUUAAAAAGUUACUAGUAGUUUGAGAUUUUGUUCACAGAUAGAUAGACAUUUUGAUGCAAAUUAAUAGUGUGAAUCCAAGCUUUCUUUUUAUUGCA